This is a messenger RNA of Pistacia vera, 1188 nucleotides long. RefSeq lists its product as uncharacterized. The transcript is spliced from 2 exons. Lineage: Eukaryota; Viridiplantae; Streptophyta; Magnoliopsida; Sapindales; Anacardiaceae. The record is from RefSeq and is a predicted model, not a curated record. The coding region runs from base 1 to 1188 and encodes 395 amino acids.
AUGAUGAGGCGUAUACUCGGAAUGCCAAUCCCAACAAAAAAGAGCCAACCUCACUGUUAUACCGAUUCACCCUUUGUAGACGCAAUAGCGCUAGUUGAGAUACCACACAAGUUCACCAUUCCCAUCAUGAAGCCCUAUGAUGGAACAACUGACCUAGACAACCACAUAGCCUUCUACAAGCAGUGGAUGUUUGCUGUGUCGAUACCCCGAACAUUGAGGGAAGCCUACAUGUGUAAAAGCUUCGGUUUAAGCCUUUCCAGCCCAGCUCUUCAGUUGUACACUAACCUCCCAAACUGCUCAAUCAACUCCUUCGCCCAGCUCACCGACACCUUCGUUGAACAAUUCGCCAGUAGCAAGAAACUCGAGAAACUAUCGACUGAUCUGUACAAAGUCUAUCAGAAGAAGGGGGAGCCACUUAGAGAAUACAUCAGUAGGUUCAACAAAGAAAAAAUCUCCAUCCCCUCCUAUAAUCCAGAGACACCAUUAGACACUUUCAGAAAGGGUCUCCUUCCAGAUGGAGCACUAUACAAAGACCUGACGAAACUCGGUUGCACCAUGAUGGAAGACGUCUUAGCCAAAGCUGUAAUUCAAAUAAGGUAUGAGGAAAAUGAAAUGAACCGGAUAAGGCAUGCCAGGUACGAUGACCGUCCCCAAAAGCAAAAUGAUAGAAGGUCAGAGUCCAGAUCGUUUGAGCCCCAUUACCAACCCCCUCCACACAAUCUGAACAAGGUUAAGAGACUAUACGACCGCCCACUAAUUAAAACUGACAAUAGACCAUCCGGGUCGAGCCAAUACAAAGUUCUGGAGUACAACCUCAAUGUCAAACCAGCCCAGGUCGUGGCAAUAAUAAAAGGAAUGGGACCCACCGUUAAGUGGCCAAACAAGCUCAAUCCCAAAGCAAGGAGGGACAUGACAAAGUGGUGCGAAUUCCAUGGCGACCAUGGUCAUAACACCGCAGACUGCAUUGCCCUACGGUUAGAAGUCGCCACACUAUUGAAAAGGGGACCUCUUAGAGAUCUGUUGACGGAUAAAGGGAAAAUGAAGGCCAUGGAACUGGAUGAAACAAACAUUAGCAGACAACCAGCUAUACUGGUAGGGUUCAGUUCCCAGCAGAAGUACACCAUAGGAGAAGUCGCUCUACCUAUCUACACCAGCGGAGUCAAUAAGCAAACCAUCUUUCUAGUUUGA